This is a messenger RNA of Falco peregrinus (peregrine falcon), 1612 nucleotides long. It is a transcript of the gene CCN5, whose product is annotated as cellular communication network factor 5. NCBI's taxonomy places the organism in Eukaryota, Metazoa, Chordata, Aves, Falconiformes, Falconidae. Gene Ontology annotation, cellular component: extracellular matrix; extracellular region. Gene Ontology annotation, molecular function: integrin binding; heparin binding. The record is from RefSeq and is a predicted model, not a curated record. Bases 102 to 1103 code for a protein of 333 amino acids. Gene Ontology annotation, biological process: cell adhesion; signal transduction. The transcript is spliced from 5 exons.
ACACCAGCAGGACCUAUCCCGAGCUUUAAAACCUGCAAACUCUCCUCUGCCUUCAAACUGCCCGGGGGAUGAUGUGCUGAAGUGGCAGAGUGGAGAGCAGCAUGAGGCUCCAGCUAGAGAAGCAGCUCCUCUUCCUCUCCCUCCUCUGCAUCCUCGCCAAGGUGUGUGCCCAGCUGUGCCGGAGACCAUGCUACUGCCCCUGGGUGCCACCCCGCUGCCCCCGUGGGUCCCCCCUGGUCCUGGAUGGCUGUGGCUGCUGUAAGAUCUGCGCCCGGCGCCUGGGAGAGCCCUGCGAUUUCCUCCACAUCUGCGACCAGAGCCAGGGCCUCGUCUGUGACUACAGUGCGGUGCCCGCGGGGACAGGAGCCACCUGCAACUUUGAAGAUGGUGAGGAGGGCUGCGAGGUGAAUGGCCGGGUCUAUCGAGAUGGGGAGGUUUUCCAGCCCAGCUGCAAACUCCAGUGCCGCUGCCUGGAUGGGGGCUUCACCUGCAUCCCACUCUGCCAGGAGGAUGUGCGGCUGCCCACCCCGGACUGCCCCUACCCACGGCGCGUAGAGGUCCCAGGGAAGUGCUGCCCUGAGUGGAUUUGUGAAGCCCGGGACCAGUACCUCCUCCGAGAUGCUGGGGCAGCCCCUGGGGCAGCAUCCCCACCGCUGCUGUACCCCUGCCAGGAGUGGGGUACAGAGUGGAGUGCCUGCUCGGCCACCUGCGGCGUGGGCUUUUCGACCCGCGUCUCCAACCAGAACCGUUACUGCAGGCUGGAGACUCAGAGGCGGCUCUGCAUGGCCAGACCCUGCCCGGCUCUGCCGGCAGCAUCCCUGGUGCUCUGCUCUGCAGGGGCUGUGAGAGAGACUGUCUCCAGGCACCUGGAAGCCCAAAUCCCCAGGGGGAACCCUGACACCCUGCCCUUCCAGGGAAGGAGCAGGUACAUCGGGCUGCACACCACAAGUCACCAUCACACCAGGCUGAGCAGCUUGACAGUGCACAAGCUCUGCCAUCCCACGAUAUCCACUCCAGAGACCAGCAGCUGCUUCCUGGGCAUGGGCAGAGGCAUCCUCCUGAUGGCAGCUCUAAUUCACCUUCCCCGCAUCCCUCCAGAAUAAACACAAACCUUCCUGCUCCGCCUGGCCUCCUCCUCUCCAAAGCACUGGCGGUUUGGCAGGGCUUCGGCGAGCGAGGAGCUCAGACGCAGGAGACACCGCUCCACAGCACCAGACAUACCGCCUGCCAUCCAAGCACAUACCCCACAAGCCAAGGCCAAAAGAAAAGCAGGAAAAAGAGAAAACAAAUCGCAAAGAUGAGUCGGGGCCUCUCCCGACGGGCUGGAGCUGCUCCAGCUAUGCAAGAGUCGGCGCAGGAAUGUUGCGAGCAGCUCUGCCUUGACUUUCUCACAUGAUCACGUCAUUUCUCACAAUCCUUCUGGGUGAUUGAAAAAUGAAACCCAAAUGCCCUCUAACGGCCUCGCACAAGUGUGCAGAGGGAACGCGCAUCCCAUGGCAGGGCGAGAAGGGCAACUGGAAAGCAGCAGUGGUUUAGGUGACGUGUCCAGGCAAGAUACAGACAGUUUAGAUGUGUAUUCGUGGAACUGAAAAUAAAGAUGUGCUCAUCUAGG